AUGGCACGAAAACGACAAGCGUCGGGUUCCAACUCCGCCCCUCCCAGUUCUAAGAAACCCAAGCAGGCACGCGGUAAAGGCAAGAAAGUAGGAGAGCCUACUGAAACCGCUCCUACAGCUGGCGUGAUUGUAGAAGAUACAAUCAACCAGGCCCUGGAAAAAGCCUUUUUAGGAACUAUAUUGGUGGAUGUUCGGUACCUCAGUGUCCAAUGGGAGAACCAAAAGAGAAACAGAGAGCUCCAGCCCAGUUUAGUCGCCCGCCUUAAAGAGGCAUUCAAGAAUGGGAUCAAGAGAUAUGCUAUUGAGGAUCACCUGAAGGCGACUACUACCGAAGCUGAAUUUGAUCGUCUCCUUGAACUCAACUUUCCUCUCAACGAAGAACGGAGAGAUGCUGAUCUUGCCCAUCUUCGCACUCGCGCAGCGACCCAUUCUAGUCUUAAGGACACUAUGCUUCAUGUGACAACAGUGCCACCCGACACCCCACUUACCCUGCGAAACGGCCAACAUCGGGUGCAGGCACUCGUUGAACUUUGUGAUGAACAGAAGGAGCUUGCGGCGGCCGGUGCCUUUGACGAGUCUGGCAACCCUAUUGGCGAACCAGUCAACGACGAUUAUCUGUGGGCUGUGGACGUUUACGACAACAGCCAACUCCAGACUGAGACCCUUGAUGCGUUGAUUUCCAACCGCGAUGUUGUUCGAAAGAAUAACUCCGAAGGCUAUAACGCGCUCAACAUCAUCACAUACAUCGAACAGUUGGAUGGUAAAGAGAGAGCUGAGCGCCUAAAGGCCACCAACUUUAAGCGGUGGCUGAACAACGUCUUCGGGGUAAACCUCACAUACACAACGCGCAUGAUCUCUGUCCUGAAGGAUAAACACCUGUCUAAGAUGAUCCGCUACUAUUGUGGUACGAGAUAUGGAGAGAACGUUUUCAAUUGGUCCUUAAUGUCUCGCAUCCAAGCGGGAAAGCAGACAGAGAUGUGGAAACUGGAAUUCAAAAAGUUCCAGAACUUUUGCUCCACCAUUUUUGGGGUCAAACAUCAGAACCUUAUCGCGUACAGCGACUGGAAGCUAAUUCUUGCUCUGGACCAGGGCCGUCCACUUGGCCAACUGAGACUUCUUUUUUUCCCUAAACGCGAAGAUUACUGGGUGGAGUAUACUGAUGCUCCCCCGGGAAAACGCAAGACACCGUUCCCAAUCUCGAAUGACUACUCUAGCAAAUUGGAACUUCCCAAACUGGAUUCCCCCAUUGUUAUCCAGAAUCAGGAGUUCUCCAACAGACGGCCUGAUUUUCUGGUCAAUCUCUCUGACGCGUCAUACAAGGAUGUUUUCAGAAAUCUCCAUACCCAUCAGAACCUCUACUGCCCCACAUGGAAUAAUUGGGUUGAUCUGGAGAAAAAUGUCUCGUCCGUUGUGUCGAAGAUCUUACAUCAUAUAAUGAUGUGGAUCGAGCCUUCCUGGAAACUCCCAUCAAAGUCAAGUCAUGAGUGGAUAUCAUUCAGCUGGCUUGAACAGAUUGAAGCGUUUGUAUUCCCGGAAGAAGAUGACUCGGCGUCUCCAUCAGAAACAUCAAAACAGAACGCAUGGGAAUUUCUUCAGAGUCUGUGGGAACUUGUCCGCAAUGAAAACUUGUGGCAGGAUUCAAGUCUCCAGUCCUUCCUAACUGUACCCGAAUCCACCUUGAGUGACGAUCUUGAGGAAGAUGAAGAGAAUACCCCUAAGAAAGGUCGAAAGACAUGGGAGAGCGAUGAAAGACGCCAUGAAUAUCUUCGUCGUUUCCAAUAUAUCCAUUGGAUCCAGGUUGUGAAGUUGGUCAUUGAAGCGCGACCAGGCUGUCUGCAGGGCUUCAUGAGCGAAUUUAAUGAUAUCGACCGCUUGACCGCCGCUUAUGAGCCAUACACUCCUUGGGGGGACAUUUUCAGCAAAAUGAAUUUCGCGCAGAACAAAAUGUUGCAGAAGACGCCAUGUCUCAACUCGAUGGUGAUUCGAAGUAACAUUGCUUUACAAGGAGAUGUUCUUGGCGCUAUCGUCCACUACCGCCAUCUGAAACAGCAGAUGAUCCUGACCUGCGAAUGGGGCUGGAAAAAACCCGCCAAGAGGAAUCCAUCCAGACCAUUGGUUUUAAUCGCCUCUCCUGAAGAAUACGAGACAGCGGUGGAAGUUUUGCAGGAACUCAGCGCGCUUCUGACCAAGUUCGGUUACAAACCUGACAUUGACGAUUGGAAUGAGCAUCUCCCGUCCUUCACCAUCGAUCGCUCAGAGGAAAUUACCCGCCCCGAAGGUCUAACCCCCAAAUAUGGCUUUCUUAAAGCGAGACCCCCGGCGUACAACAGUCUGGAGGAUGAGGCCAAGGCGAUGGUUAAAGCUCUCCAGACAAGCAUCGUGAAGAAUCGGCUUGAACGGCCUUUACCAGCCAAAACUUUACGUCGUCUGAAAAAGACUUUAUCUAAAGUUGAUCUGGAGACUCCUCUAGAGGCACAGCCGGCUGAGCAAAUUCUCCGUACUGAUGGUACCGCUCUUAAAGGGGAUGACUAUCAUAAAUACCGUUCGAUAAUCCGAAAACUCCAUAUCAAGCUUCGAGAAAUUUUGGAUGCAGAAGACAUUACUCAACUCAGGGAAUGGCGCAAGGAAUACAGGCAGGCUCAUAAUGCUUUUAACGUGUCUUGCUCUGAUGAAAUUGUCCGCUGA
Molecule: messenger RNA, 2685 nt
Organism: Aspergillus terreus NIH2624
Lineage: Eukaryota; Fungi; Ascomycota; Eurotiomycetes; Eurotiales; Aspergillaceae
Exons: 9
Coding region: 1-2685 (894 amino acids)
Source: RefSeq, a predicted model, not a curated record